Clupea harengus (Atlantic herring) is the source of this 1165-nucleotide messenger RNA. RefSeq names its product transmembrane protein 30C (gene cdc50c). NCBI's taxonomy places the organism in Eukaryota, Metazoa, Chordata, Actinopteri, Clupeiformes, Clupeidae. Gene Ontology annotation, biological process: phospholipid translocation. Gene Ontology annotation, cellular component: Golgi apparatus; endoplasmic reticulum; plasma membrane. Bases 35 to 1093 code for a protein of 352 amino acids. The transcript has 7 exons. The record is from RefSeq and is a predicted model, not a curated record.
CACGUUAUUUUCCGUCUGAACUGCGGUGAUCGUCAUGGGAAAGGUGAAGGUCUCGGGGCCGUUGUCACGGCGACCAGACAACUCUGCCUUCAAGCAGCAGCGGCUGCCGGCCUGGUCUCCGGCGCUGAGCGCGCACACACUCCUGCCGCUCUUCUACGGCAUCGCCGUGCUGUGUGUGCUGCUGGGCGUCUGGCUGCUCGUCACCGUCCAGAACACACACGAGAUCAAGGUGGAUUACACCAGUUUGGGCACGUGUGAGCGUUGCUACGAGUUACGGAAGUUCCGUGAAAACUCCACAAAAUCAUGCAGCUGUGAGGUGGAGUUUGAAAUCUCAGAAAACUUAACGGGGGACGUGUUCAUCUACUAUGGGCUGAUCAACUUCCACCAGAACCUGCGCCUGUACAUGGACUCCAGAGAUGACACCCAGAUGUUGGGGAGGAAAAAGAACUUACAGGCCCCCAGCUCGUACUGUACGCCAUUUGAUAAAGUGGACGGUGUUCCCAUUGCCCCUUGUGGAGCCAUUGCCAACAGCAAGUUCAACGACUCAUUCAUCCUGCAGUACCACGGCCUGGGCGCCCCCGCCCCCAUUCCUCUCUUCAGGAAGGGCAUCAGCUGGUACACAGACGAGAACGUCAAGUUCCGCAACCCCUCCACCAAUGACACCUUCAGCCUCGCACAGGCCUUUCAGGGCACCGCCCGCCCUGUGUACUGGCAGAAGCCGGUGUAUGAGUUGGACCCGAGCGACCCCAACAACAACGGCUUCAUCAACGAGGACCUGAUCGUGUGGAUGAGGGAGGCGGCCUUCCCCAACUUCAAGAAGCUCUACGGGGUGCUGAACCGCUCACGAGCGCCGUUCAAACAGGGCCUGCCUGCUGGGACGUACAGCAUCCUCAUCCAAUACAACUUCCCUGUGGAGUACUUCCGGGGCAGGAAGGAGUUGGUGGUGUCCACGGUCACCUGGUUUGGGGGCAAGAACCACUUCCUGCCCAUCGCAUACCUGGUGACCGGAGGCCUGGUGCUGAUCACCGCCGCUGCCCUCACCGCCGUCUACCUGAAGGUGGGCAAGGAGGGCAAGAACAUGAAGGAACUGUGAGAGAGAGAGAGAGGGAGAGAGGGAGAGAGGGAGGGAGAGGGAGGGAGAGAGAGGGAGAGAGAGAGAGGGAGA